AUGACGGUUUGGAUUCGAUUUCCUGAGUUACCGGUGGAAUAUUACGAUAAAGAAGCCCUUUUUGAUAUAACGAAACUUGCUGGUAAUCCAUUACGAGUCGACUACGUUACAGAUCAUCUUACUAGAGCUAGAUACGCUAGAGUUUGCAUUGACAUUUAUAUAUCAUCUCCCUUCAUAACGAAUGUCAGGGUUGGAAAUAGUUGGCAAUGUAUUGAAUAUGAAAAUAUACAAUGUCUAUGUUUCCUUUGUGGAAAAAUUGGUCACUCCAAAGACAAAUGCACCUUAAGUCAAGUAGUUGUUGACAUUGCUUCUCUUGAUAAAGAGUUAGACUCGAUGCUUAUCCCUCUGAAAAUUCACGAUGUUGUUCAAAUGGAACGAUCGGAGGCAUGGAAGGAAUGGGACAAGUUUGAUGUCCUGUUCUGUAAUGGAAAGCCAGUACCACCUUUUCUCGACCUUGAUAUGAAGAUCGUCCUAUGGAAUGUUCGAGGAGCAUCAAGGAAUGAAUUCAUACCUCAUGCUUUGGAGGUAAUUUCUUCUCAUAAACCCUCCAUUUUCAUAAUACUGGAAACUAAAAGUGACGUUACUAGAGCCUCUCAAGUCUCCAAUCUUUUAGGAUUUGAUAAAUUCGAGUUUGUAAAGCCAAAUGGUCUUAGGGAUGGUAUUUGGCUCAUGUAUAAAAGUAAUGUUGAGCUAAUUGACUACAUCGAAGGUCAUACUAGGAAUUACUUUCAUGCCUUGUUUAAAUUUUCUUCGGACAGUAAGGAAGUUCUCCUCACAGCUGUGCAUGCUCCUUCCUCCCCUUCGAAGAGGCAUCGACUAUGGAAUGAUCUUCACUCUUCCUUACCCCCUGACGACACUCCAUGGCUCUUCUUAGGUGACUUGAAUGAGGUCACUAAUCCCUCUGAAAAAUCUGGAGGUCUAAAGUUUAGACAAACUCAAUGCUUUAACUUAAAUAAGUUAGCUGAUAUAGCCUACUUGGUUGAUCUAGGCUUCUUUGGCAAUCCUUUCACUUGGCACAACGCUAGAGAAGUACUUGAUAUUAUUCAGGAGAGACUUGACAAGGCUAUGGGAAAUCCGACCUGGCUUAACACCUAUCCCAAUACUCAGGUAUCACAUCUUGCCCGCACUUAUUCUAAUCAUUGUCCCAUAUUAAUCUCUAUUUUUGAUAAUCGGAAAGGAGGCCCUUAUCCCUUUAGGUGUAAGGCUGCAUGGCUUGAACAUCCCGACUUUUCUGAUUUUUUCAUUAUAAUUGGAAUUUGCAUGACUUUGAUUUCUUAA
Messenger RNA from Chenopodium quinoa (quinoa), 1278 nucleotides. RefSeq lists its product as uncharacterized. The coding region runs from base 1 to 1278 and encodes 425 amino acids. The transcript is spliced from 2 exons. Gene Ontology annotation, molecular function: catalytic activity; nucleic acid binding; zinc ion binding. Lineage: Eukaryota; Viridiplantae; Streptophyta; Magnoliopsida; Caryophyllales; Amaranthaceae. The record is from RefSeq and is a predicted model, not a curated record.